CUAGCGAUAGGAACAAAACCUCCAGUAAGUAAGACCCGACGUCUUGCCCAGGAAGAAAAAAGUACGCCGGGGCAACAAAUCAACGAAAAAAACAAACAGCCAAAAGGACGAGAGCAACAGAGAAGAUAAGAGAGAGUCAGCUGCUGGACGGAGAAAAAGAGAGAAGAGCCAGUAGAGCACACAGCGAGAGAGUGAGAGAGAGAGAGAGAGAGAGAGAUAGAGAGAGAGAGGGAGGAGAGAGGAGAGAGCAGAGAGCGAGAUAAGAGUUUUACAAACAGGAGACAUUGAGAGGAAGCACAUGGUGUAAAAAUGCCCACCAACUUCACUGUGGUCCCCGUAAAGGACGGCACAAGAAAGGCAAAAGAGGGGGACGAGGAAGAUGAUGUGGAUGACAACAACGCGCUGAAAGAGGAGGAGGAAGACGCCACAGGUGAUGGCGUCCCAAAGGAAAACAGUCCAUUCAUCAACAACACAGACAACGACAAGGGAAACAGCUACGAUGGCACUAACAUGGCACUUUUUGAGGAGGAGAUGGACAGCAACCCCAUGGUGUCAUCUCUCCUCAAUAAACUGGCAAACUACACCAAUCUCACCCAGGGAGCCCAGGAGCACGAGGAGGCCGACGAUGAUGAAGGACCCAAGAAGAAAGCUGUCAAGAGCCCUCAGAUGGGGACCUUCAUGGGUGUCUACCUCCCCUGCCUGCAGAACAUUCUGGGGGUCAUCCUGUUUCUUCGUCUUACCUGGAUCGUCGGCACCGCCGGCAUCUUGGAGUCCCUGGCUAUCGUCGGCUUGUGCUGCUCUUGUACCAUGCUCACAGCCAUAUCCAUGAGUGCAAUCGCUACUAAUGGAGUUGUGCCAGCUGGAGGUUCCUACUACAUGAUUUCCAGAUCUUUGGGUCCAGAGUUUGGUGGAGCUGUCGGUCUCUGUUUCUACCUGGGCACAACCUUCGCUGGCUCCAUGUACAUCCUGGGUACUAUAGAGAUUCUACUGACCUACAUCGUGCCUAAGGCAGCCAUCUUCAUAGCAGAGAAAAAAGAGGAUGAGGUGGACGCCCUGCUGAAUAACAUGCGUGUUUACGGCACAUGCUGCCUAGCACUGAUGUCCAUCGUUGUCUUUGUUGGCGUCAAAUACGUCAACAAGCUAGCUCUAGUCUUCCUGGCCUGUGUCAUUCUCUCCAUCCUCUCCAUCUACGCUGGGGUCAUCAAGACCAUCUUUGAGCCUCCUGACUUUCCUGUUUGCAUGUUGGGGAAUCGCACUCUGCAGAACAAUAACUUUGACACGUGUUCUAAGUUGGAGGUGAUAGGAAACCUGACAGUCACUUCCAAGCUGUGGCAGCUGUUCUGUGAUGGACCUGAGCUCAACGCCACCUGCAACGAGUAUUUUGUAAACAACAAUGUGACCGAGGUGCAGGGCAUCCCCGGACUGACCAGUGGAGUCAUUUCAGAGAAUAUGUGGUCAGAAUACGGCCCUCUGGCUAUGUUGGUAGAAAACAAGAAGUUGUCAUCUGUUGGAGGAAGUGACCCAGCCACGGAUAUCUACUUGCCCUAUGUUGUGAACGAUAUCACUACGUUUUUCACACUGCUGGUCGGCAUCUACUUCCCCUCUGUCACUGGUAUCAUGGCUGGUUCAAACCGGUCAGGUGACUUGAGGGAUGCCCAGAAGUCCAUCCCCGUCGGGACCAUCCUGGCUAUCGCAACCACCUCCUUCAUCUACGUUACCUGCGUGGUGCUGUUUGGUGGCUGCAUUGAGGGCGUUUUACUUCGAGACAAGUUUGGUGACUCAGUGAAAGGGAACCUUGUUAUUGGCACGCUGUCUUGGCCCUCACCCUGGGUUAUUGUGAUCGGUUCUUUCUUCUCCUGCUGCGGGGCCGGGCUGCAAAGUUUAACCGGGGCCCCGCGCCUCCUGCAGGCCAUCGCACGAGACGGCAUCGUACCUUUCCUACAGGUGUUUGGUCAUGGGAAAGCUAACGGGGAACCUACCUGGGCUCUACUGCUCACUGCUGGGAUCUGCGAGAUCGGCAUCCUCAUCGCCUCGCUGGACGCCGUGGCUCCUAUCCUCUCCAUGUUUUUCCUCAUGUGCUACCUGUUCGUCAACCUGGCCUGUGCGCUUCAGACCCUGCUGCGAACACCCAACUGGAGACCACGCUUCAAAUACUACCACUGGGCCCUAUCCUUCCUGGGAAUGAGCUUGUGUCUCGCUCUCAUGUUCAUCUGCUCCUGGUAUUAUGCUAUCGUGGCCAUGGCCAUCGCCACCUGCAUCUACAAAUACAUUGAAUACAGAGGGGCAGAGAAGGAGUGGGGCGACGGCAUCCGCGGCCUGUCUCUUAAUGCAGCUCGCUACGCUCUCAUUCGCCUUGAGGAGGCUCCACCACACACCAAAAACUGGAGGCCUCAGUUGUUGGUGCUCCUGAACCUGGACUCGGAUCAAGUAGUCAAACACUCUCGCCUGCUGUCCUUCACCACUCAGCUGAAGGCAGGGAAAGGCCUGACAAUAGUGGGAAAUGUUUUGGAAGGAACCUACCUCACCAAAGACGCAGAGGCAAAGAGGGCUGAGCAGAACAUCAAGUCUGUGAUGACAGCAGAGCGUACCAAAGGUUUCUGCCAUGUUGUCGUGUCUUCCAAUCUCCGAGAUGGCUUCUCCCAUCUCAUCCAGUCUGCGGGGCUGGGAGGCAUGAAGCACAACAGCGUCCUAAUGGCCUGGCCUGGAAACUGGAAGCAGUCCAAUGACCCACAGUCAUGGAAGAAUUUCAUAGAGACGGUAAGGGAGACCACAGCUGCCCAUCAGGCCUUGCUCGUGGCUAAGAAUGUGGACAGCUUCCCUACAAACCAGGACCGCCUCGGGGAGGGCACCAUUGACGUGUGGUGGGUGGUUCAUGACGGAGGCAUGCUGAUGCUGCUGCCCUUCCUGCUGAGACAGCACAAGGUGUGGAGGAAAUGCAAGAUGCGCAUCUUCACCGUGGCCCAGAUGGACGACAACAGCAUCCAAAUGAAGAAAGAUCUCCAGAUGUUCCUUUACCACCUGCGACUGGAUGCAGAAGUAGAAGUAGUGGAGAUGCAUGAUAAUGACAUCUCAGCUUUCACCUAUGAGAAGACUCUGGUGAUGGAGCAGAGGUCUCAGAUGCUGAAACAGAUGCAACUCUCCCGGACUGAGAGGGAGAGAGAGAUUCAGAGUAUCACUGACGAAUCGCGUAGCUCAAUCCGGAGGAAGAACCCGGGCGCCGGUCAGAGCUCGGGCCUAAGCCGGCAGUCCUCUCAGACGGAGGACACUCUGGAGGACGAGGCCCAGCUCAUCCACGACAGAAACACAGCGUCUCACGCCGCGAUCAACGACAAGGCCGAAACCGGACCCGAUCGGGUUCACAUGACCUGGACCAAGGAAAAGCUUUUCACGGAGCGUAACCGCAACCGCGAGGCCAACGCCAACGUUGCCGUACGCGACCUGUUUAACAUGAAACCAGAGUGGGAGACUCUGAACCAGUCUAAUGUCCGUCGGAUGCACACAGCCAUCAAGCUGAACGAGGUGGUGGUCAACAAGUCGCAGGGCGCCCACCUGGUGCUGCUCAACAUGCCCGGACCACCGAAGAACAGAGGAGGAGAUGAAAACUAUAUGGAGUUCCUGGAGGUUCUCCUCGAGGGUUUGAACCGGGUGUUGCUGGUCCGAGGCGGCGGCCGUGAAGUCAUCACCAUCUACUCUUAAAAAAAAAACUCUCACGCCCCACCCUGCACACAUGGGCUAUCGCCAUGGAUACCGGUCACCGGGCAUUUUCGGGGAAGAAGCCUAAUUGGGUUUUUUUAUUUUAAAUUGAGGGCGGGGGCUGUUGGAAGGCAGGACCACUUGUGAUUGACAGAUGGUCUGGGAAGGGGGGGGCCUCCAGAAGAAGGAGGCAGUUAUAUGUGGCUCAGUGAGUGAAAGAGAGAGAGAGAGAGAGAGAGAGAGAGAGAGAGAGUGAACACAGUGUGAGUCCAUGCUGGGCCACAGUACCCCUGCAAACAGAAGAUAGAGCAUAGAGACACUUUAUAUUUUUCAUUUAACUCUAAAAACGUUGUUAUGUUACAUUUUCAUAUUCUUUUCCUCUUGUGUCGAUGUUGUCAUUUGUUGACACUGUGUACAGAUAAGCAAAGAAGUGAAUGUGUGUUGAUAUGAACCUCGUAGUCUUUCAUGUUGUCUGGUGUACUCUACUCUGGGAGGCGCAAAGACGUUUGCUGGACCUGAGAACAACAUGCAGGGAGUUACUGAACGGAUUACAACUCAAAUACAGCCAACAAUAGAUCAUCACCUUUGAAAAGCUCAACUGCACAACUUACCUAAUAUUACAAAUACAGUUAGGUGAUCUGUAUGUUCUGCAUCACCCUUUAUUUUAUGUCACUUUUCAGAAUCUUGUUUUCAGUCUGAGCUGCACAUGGGGCUCACAGUGUGUUUAGAAGCUGCUCAAAACAUCCCGUAUCCUCCUGUAUGAGGUUUGCUGGGCUCGUGUGUGCAGCAGCAGCGUAUGUAGUUGUAGUGUUGUCGCUCUCUGGUUGUUUGCCUUGUCAAUGAUUUAGUUGAAGGACUCGGCCGGGAGGUUGUUGAACGUGCACCAGGUGUCGGAUCACCUUCUGUUAGGUUAGGUGGGAGCCUUUCAGAUAUCGGGUACUGAUACUUAAUCAUCAGUCAAUAUUUCCCACAUUCAAUGAAUGCUAUUGUUUAUUAGAGGAAAAAUAGCCAUAGUUCAUAUUCUAGAACCCUUUGUGAGCUUUAUAUUAAAUGCACAUGUGAACAUAUUUAUGGUGUCUGAAGUAUUGCUCAGUUGACUGUAGAUUUUUUUUAAUCAGUGUGCUGUUUGACAGCGUACAGUAGGUUCAUACCUUUCUAGAUGGGCUAGUUGGUUUACAUAUUAAAUCUAUAAUCUGCCUUCAGAACUGUAGGCAUUUAAAAAAGAUUUACUUUCAAAACAAAAGCACAAAUUGACUCGUGUGAAUUAGCGUUUUUCUCUGAUGUGGUUUCACAUGUGUGUUGACGUAGCUCCAGCACUGUUGACUUUGCACUACGGAGCUCCUGCAGCACUUCAGACAUCGUGUACUCACGCUCGGACACUUCCUGCGGGUCAACACGCUGUUUUUACGUAAGAGGAGCGGAGACACCGAUACACGAGCGUGCUCUGGUCAGACGCUUAUGAGGGGAAAAGAGACCCAUUCUAUGUUAAUACUCAUGUUUCAAUGUUUUUAUAAUAUUUUACCCAACAAAAAAAAGAUGUAGGCUUUGAGUCCCAGACUGAGUAGAUGAAUUGUUCUGAGCAUGUGUAGGAGGAAAAAGUGCCAAAAUGACUACAAAAGAAACUGUGGAAGUAUUAUUAACACAUCAUAAAACAUGUUACUGUUACACUGACAAUCUUUACAAACCUUUUUUUUUUUUUAAAGAAAAAAGAAAAGCACAGAGAUAAAACCCUGCCAGAACCCUUAUUUUGAAAAUUCUAAUUCUAAAUAAUGAGAGGAAAUGCAGCUAUUUAGUGAAAUUUCCAGGGCAUUUCAAUCUGGGCUAAAAUGCUGCAAAGUAAAGAAUGACUUUGAGGUCAGAGUAAAAGAAGGAGAAGCAUUGAGCCCCGUCCUUGUGUGUACCUCCACAGUUUCUUUUCUAAUUUAGCUGUGCAGUAUUUUUUAAAGCAGUGAGUCGUGUCUCCCUGCAGCUCUGCAGAGAAACAUGGACUCAUGAGUCUUGAUUGUCAGUUAUGCAACAUUUGUGUUUUAUUGUCUGUGUUUCGUUCAGUCUGACGUAUGCUUGUGUAACUCUAUAGUCACGGUCUCUGUAGUGUUUGUUACAUUAUUACUAUUGAUCUUCUGUUACUUUAAGUGUUCAUUUUCAGUGUGAUUUUUCAGGCAGAGAGAGGCUGUGUGUGUGUGUGUGUGUGUGUGUGUGUGUGUGUGUGUGUGUGUGUGUGUGUGUGUGUGUGUGUGUGUGUGUGUGUGUGUGUGUGUGUGUGUGUGUGUGUGUGUGUGUGUGUGUGUGUGUGUGUGUGUGUGUGUGUGUGUGUAGACAGCAGCAGUUGUCCGAUUCCUUUUUCUUUUUUUUUUUUUAGUUUCUGUUUUGUCUCAAA
Scomber scombrus (Atlantic mackerel) is the source of this 6070-nucleotide messenger RNA. It is a transcript of the gene slc12a7b, whose product is annotated as solute carrier family 12 member 7b. The transcript has 26 exons. The record is from RefSeq and is a predicted model, not a curated record. The coding region runs from base 310 to 3696 and encodes 1128 amino acids. Gene Ontology annotation, cellular component: membrane. NCBI's taxonomy places the organism in Eukaryota, Metazoa, Chordata, Actinopteri, Scombriformes, Scombridae. Gene Ontology annotation, molecular function: potassium:chloride symporter activity. Gene Ontology annotation, biological process: potassium ion homeostasis; cell volume homeostasis; chloride transmembrane transport.